Molecule: messenger RNA, 1038 nt
Organism: Penicillium angulare
Lineage: Eukaryota; Fungi; Ascomycota; Eurotiomycetes; Eurotiales; Aspergillaceae
Exons: 1
Coding region: 1-1038 (345 amino acids)
Source: RefSeq, a predicted model, not a curated record
AUGUAUCUCGUGCGCCUCGCGACGGGAGUGGCCGCUGCCACGAUGGUAGUCACGGCUGUGGCUGAUUCGCAGAGCACCACGAGCACGACGGCAUUGACCUUCGUUUAUAAUAAUCCGUCUCAACAUAUGCUUGGCGCAAGCAUUGUGACGGCCAAUUCUUCAGAAACAAUCGCAUAUGUGAACUGCAAGUCAAAUUAUACAUCGGAAUGCAGUUCCCAGGGCUGGGCCUUGCCACUCACUGUAGAAUUCGGUGGAUCUACGCGAGACGUGACCUCGGAUAUUACCAGCUACUAUGGCAAGACGCUUUUUCUCAUUUAUGGCUCUGAACUGUGCACUUUCCACAGUAGCUCGUCAUCACUGCAUUGCACCAGAAGCUACAACUCUUUAGUUACCACUGGCGCUUUAUCCACUAGCACCUCGUCUAGCGGAGCGUACUGGUACGCGGGCUUCACAUUUGCUACUAUCGACGUCACCGCAGGACUAGAAAAUAUUGCCCAUGCGGCUACUACCACCUCGGAUGCAUCACCCGCCAGCACUGCGACAACAACAUCCGCACCGAAAACAACUACUGCGACUGCCACAGAUGGCUCAGCCUCCUCAUCCUCAUCCUCUUCUUCCUCCUUCAAAGCCUGGAUUGCAGGUGCAGUCAUCGGCGCAGUAGUGGGGAUAUCCUUCAUUAUAGCACUGGCAUAUUGGCAACUUCGUCGCAAGCGGAAAGGCGCUGCAGAUGCACAAGGCCUUGAUACCGCUCGGGGUAGAAAUGGAGUUGUGAGCGAACUCUUUCAAGAACAUGCCCGAGAAAUGGACGGCUCUGGGGGAUUGACAGAGUUGCAUGGUGAUAUAAAACCUACAGAGCAUGCCCAAGAAAUGGACGGUCGUGGGAGAGCUACAGAGUUGCAUGGUGACUUUGAACCUACGGAGCUUACCCCAGAUACUGCCAGGGUGGAGUUUCCCGUGGACCAGCCCGUCGACCAUACAAAGCUUGAUGAGAAGGACGAAAACAUAGUGGAACAAAGCACAAUAUCCGAGCUGCCAUAA